This is a messenger RNA of Phacochoerus africanus (Common warthog), 2643 nucleotides long. It is a transcript of the gene TINF2, whose product is annotated as TERF1 interacting nuclear factor 2. Bases 341 to 1699 code for a protein of 452 amino acids. Gene Ontology annotation, biological process: regulation of telomere maintenance via telomere lengthening; telomere capping. The transcript has 9 exons. Gene Ontology annotation, cellular component: shelterin complex. Gene Ontology annotation, molecular function: telomeric repeat DNA binding. The record is from RefSeq and is a predicted model, not a curated record. Lineage: Eukaryota; Metazoa; Chordata; Mammalia; Artiodactyla; Suidae.
UCUCCACCGCCACCCUUUUCCGGGGUAGGGAAACUGGUGGCAGAGCCGAAGCGAGGUAGCCGUCCGGUUAGAGACUGCGGCGGCGUCUAAGACACAGCAACCUGGUGCCAGUGUAGCUGGCCAGCUUCUCCAUUCAGGCUGCAUCCAGAGUUGGGGGAAAAAACCCUAGAAUUCUAGUGACCCACGGGAGGGUGUGGACUCAGAUCGCGAACUAUGCGGCGCAGACCAAAAUAGCGGAGUCGGAGGGCCACCGGAAGCCCCACCCCUAGGAGGAGUCGCGAAGCCUCGCCUUGGAGGUAGGAACCAAAAGGGACGGCCCCUGGGGUGGAGCCCGCCGGCCAUGGCCGCGCCCCCGGAGGCUGGUCCCGCAGCCCUGCGCUUCGCAGCCGCAGCCAGCUGGCAAGUUGUGCGCGGACGGCGCGUGGAGCAUUUUCCGCGAGUAUUGGAGUUUCUGCGAUCCCUGCGCGCUGCUGCCCCUGGCUUGGUUCGCUACCGGCACCAUGAACGCCUGUGUAUGGGCCUAAAGGCCAAGCUGGUGGUGGAGCUGAUCCUGCAGGGCCGGCCUUGGGCCCAGGUUCUGAAUGCCCUGAAUCACCACUUCCCAGAGUCUGGACCUGUGGUGCGGGACCCCAAAGCCACAAAGCAGGAUCUGAGGAAAAUCUCAGAGGCCCAGGAAACCUUUUGCCAGCAGGUGAAGCAACUAGCAAAGGAUUCUGUUGAUUUGGCUUCGAACCUACAGGGACUUGAGCAAGAGUAUGGGGAAACUUUCCUGGCUGCCAUGGAAAAGCUGUUUUUUGAAUACUUGUGUCAGCUGGAAAAAGCACUGCCUACACUGCAGGCACAGCAGCUUCAGGAUGUGCUGAAUUGGAUGCAGCCUGGAGCUUCUGUCACUUCUUUUGUCCUGAGCCAGUAUAUUGUGGACAUGGGGUGGCCACCUCCAGAGUGCUCUGCUACUGAUUCAGCGACCACCUCAGAGACCAUGGGGCAGAGUCCUCCUCAGCAGCCAAGACCAGCACUCGACAACCCUCUGCCAAAAGCCCAGCCUGGCCCACACCUUACACAGGGACCAAUCUCAAGGAAGCACCCGGAACCUCUGGCUGGCCACCACUUCAAUCUGGCCCCUCUAGGCCGGCGAAGAAUCCAGUCUCGGUGGGCAUCCACUAGCAGAGGCCAUAAGGAGCGCCCCACAGUUAUGCUGUUCCCCUUUAGGAAUCUGGGUUCACCAACACAAGUCACAUCUAAGCCUGAAAACAGGGAAGAACAUGGGACACACAUGGCAGAUCCAGCAGGUGCAGUGGGCACCAGAGCGGCCUCUGCUGGCAAGUCUAGGAGUCCAUCCAAGACCCUGGGGGGAAGGGCUCUGAAGGAGAACCCAAUUGACUUGUCUGCCUCAGAGCAAAAGGAGAACUGCUUGGAUUGCCCCAUGGGCCCCCUGAGACUGUCAUUAUCACCUCCGAGGGCCAGGAAGCCAGCGUGUCCUCCAUCUCUGUGCAGCUCUGACAUUACCAUAGGGGACCUGGUUUUGGACUCGGAGGAGGAGGAGGAGGAAAAUGGCCCGAGAGAAGGAAAGCCUGAUCCUAGAUCCUCAGAGGUGACUCAUCCUCUUCAACAAGAUCCUCCUUCCAUGCCCUCCCAACGUCCUUACCAAAAGCCUUGGCCACAUCGCCGGGACAGCUGCAACCUCCAUCCUGCAAAGUAAGGAGAUCUGUGAAGAGAGAGCAUCAUUUCCCAAGCCUUCUAGGAGGUUCCCAAUGGCCCACCUCCAAGCUGACAGGAACCCAAGAGUCCUGAUCCACCUCUCCCAGAGCCUCCAGACCUGGCAGAAAACCCCAUUGUUUGGCAGCCUCACACUCUACCCUGCCUGUGGGCCUUACCGAGAUGAUGUGGCCUUUGAGACCGUGCGCAGCAUCUGCACACUCCAUCACCGCACUCAGCUGUGGAUACCCCACUCCGGUUUUCUUCCGGGUGGUACACACAGAGCCUGUGAAGAACGUGACAAGGAUGAGAGUCAGGUUCUCCAGGGGUGCUGGCCACUGAAUGGGUGGCUGGUGGCCCCCAGUGAACCGGCUUACCUGGUCCAAUUCCCACUUUGAUGAUGUCAGCCCCAGAGAGGAUCAGCUCUUCCACCAUCUCUCCUGUUACUACAUUCCCUGCCUGGGACAGAACCAUCCAGUCAGCAUUCUUGGGACCCGAAACAGAGGAAGCUUUGUGCUUCCAACAUUACUACAAAGAUGGGUGCCUGGGUUCCUUCUGUUGGGCCCUCUGAGGGCUUUGAAAUGAGCCUCUUCAAAGGAGCCCACUUCCCAAGCUGAGGUAAGGAGCCAGUGUCACUGUUGUACUAAGGUAAAGCUGGGGUCCAACUGGACUAAACCCACAACUAAUUUACAGCAGAUUUCUCUCCCUCUCCAUGCCCACAGACCCAAACAUAUCUUGUGUUUUAGCUGUUAUGUUAUGAAACCUCUCUGGCUUCAGGAAAAAAGGGGAAAACAUGGAAAUACAGGCUAAAUACCCAUCUACACAAUUGUAUUUGCUUUUGGUGGACAGGACAGAGAGACCACUCGAUGCUGUGAUGAAAAGGAGGCCUUGUCAUCACUCUCCUGAGCUUGUAAAAAAUAUAAAUAAAUAAAACACUCUCUCAUGCAA